AUGACACAGACGGAGAAAGACAAGAAACGAUAUCCACCGUCGAGGAUAGGUAUCAAACAACCUCGUCGAAAAGAGGUCACAGGAACUAUCGUCAUGUUGGAUGACCCGGAUGACGAUGGUGCCGAUUCUAUUGCCAUGAAAAGAUCAGCAACUGGUGUAAUAUUAAAUCCUCAACCUCAUGAUUCCCCUAAUGAUCCUUUAAAUUGGCCAUUAUUGAAACGGGAUUUAUGUUUAUUUAGCGUAGGAUUUGCUAGUUUCUUAGGUGGUGGUCAAUCACCUUUGUUGGCUGCUGGUAUGAAUGCUUUAUCUGUUGAAUUUGAUAAACCUUUAACUACUAUUGCAUAUUUAGUCGGUGGAUUCAUGUUAGCAUUAGGAUGUGGGUCCGUUAUUGCAAGUCCAAUUGCUGUCAUGUAUGGUAAACGUUUAGUUUAUAUUAUUUUUACUUUGAUUUUCUUUGGUGGCGCAAUUUGGGGUGGUGCAUCAACCAGUUUUGGAAGUCUUAUAGGUGCAAGAAUAAUGACCGGUAUUGGUGCUGCGCCAACUGAAUGUUUACCAAGUUCCACAAUUGCAGAAAUUUAUUUUGCUCAUGAACGUGCCUAUAGAGUAGGUAUUUAUACCAUGUUAAUGUUGGGAGGUAAAAACAUCGUCCCAUUAAUUUCAGGGUUAGUUUUCCAAUGGUUAGAUAGACAUUGGGUGUUUUGGAUUUUAUCAAUCUGUUUAGGACUUACUGUUGUUUUACUUUUCUUUUUCGUUCCGGAAACGUUUUGGGAUAGAACUCCAACUCCUUCAAAAAGAUCCUUGGAAGAAACUGAAGCCGCUAAAAAUGUUGCUUCUUAUCACCCUCCAGAACAAAGACCAAAUGCUUACGCAUUAAGACGACCCUCACAAAUGAAUUUAGGUCCAGUAUAUUCCCUUUCAUCAUCUGUGAAUGAUGAAGAUGUAGAACAAGCUCAUAAACCAGUAGGUGUAACUGAGGAUGUAUUACCAGAAACUGGAGUUGUUGAAGAAAAGAAAAAGUCAUAUUGGAAAGACUUGACAAUCUAUCAAGGUCGUUUCACUCAAGAUAAAUGGUGGAUGAUCACAUUACGUCCAUUUUUCUUAUAUUCCUACCCAGCGAUAUUAUUUGGUUCAUUGACAUAUUCACUUGCUGUUGUUUGGUUGAUUGUCAUUUCAGAAACAAUUGGCGAAAUCUUUAGAAGUCCACCAUAUGGAUAUUCUCAAUUAACAGUUGGGUUAUUUUAUGUUUCACCUUUUGUUGGUGGUAUUUUAGGUUCACUUUCUUGUGGAUUGGUCUCGGAUAGGAUAUCACGUUUUAUCGUUUCCAAGAAUCAUGGAGUUUACGAACCUGAAUUCCGUUUAGUUAUGAUCAUUCCAUCCACUUUUUUCAUUGUGUUUGGAUUAAUGGGAUUCGGCUGGUCUGCACAAGUGAAAGACCCUUGGAUUGGUCCAAUUAUAUUCUUUGGUUCUUUGAGUUUUGGUAGUUCUAUGGCAAGUACAACAGCCAUCACGUUCGCUGUGGAUUCAUAUAAAGUUUUUGCAGGUGAACUGUUGGUUUCAUUUAAUUUUUUGAAAAAUUUCCUUGGGUUUUGUUUUUCAUUGUUUAAUAAUAGUUAUAUUCAUGAUGAGGGUCAUAGAACUUCAUUUAUCACUUAUGGUUGUAUUCAAUUGUUUGUUAGUCUUUUUGGUAUUCCUUUGUAUAUUUAUGGGAAAAGAUUAAGAUCUUGGACUGAUGAAAAGGAAAUCAUGAGAUGCUUGUAUAUUGAAGAAAAUAGACCUCCAAGCAUGGCUUCUAGAAAGCUUGAUACCGAUGGUGAUCUGCAUGAUGGAGUCACUAUGUAA
Messenger RNA from Hemisphaericaspora subhashii, 1839 nucleotides. It is a transcript of the gene HOL4, whose product is annotated as Hol4p. The record is from RefSeq and is a predicted model, not a curated record. Gene Ontology annotation, molecular function: transmembrane transporter activity. Bases 1 to 1839 code for a protein of 612 amino acids. Gene Ontology annotation, biological process: transmembrane transport. NCBI's taxonomy places the organism in Eukaryota, Fungi, Ascomycota, Pichiomycetes, Serinales, Debaryomycetaceae. The transcript has a single exon.